AUGCACUUCGAUCGUAACGCACAAUUUAAGACGAGCAAUGGCAUCAUCCGCCAAGAGAACGCCAUCUUGAAGAACGCGGGCACGGACGACGAGGAGCUGGAGAUCCGGGGCACCAUCACGUGGGUGGACGUGGACGGCAAGGAGAACAGCAUCGUCUUCGUGGCCAACAAGGACGGCUACCAGCCGCAGGUGUCGCCCUAGAGCCCAACGGAGCAGCGGCAGCUUUCGGCUCCCCCACACACAACGCCUCGCCACACAUGAGUAUUUAAAUCACAAGACUAGCCACCGUACGACACAUUACUACUCAUUUCUUAGAUUAAGACCCUCAUUAGUAUGAUAAGACACACAAACAUGGGCACAAGUUUACACUCUACCAAGUAGAUUGUGCUUCUACUUUCCUGUUAUAAAUAUUCUGCAUGUAAAUAAAAAUAAAGCAAUGUAUUCAAAAGA
Messenger RNA from Gryllus bimaculatus (two-spotted cricket), 450 nucleotides. NCBI's taxonomy places the organism in Eukaryota, Metazoa, Arthropoda, Insecta, Orthoptera, Gryllidae. The record is from the annotation of a GenBank genome assembly.